Molecule: messenger RNA, 270 nt
Organism: Vicugna pacos (alpaca)
Lineage: Eukaryota; Metazoa; Chordata; Mammalia; Artiodactyla; Camelidae
Source: RefSeq, a predicted model, not a curated record
AUGGCCAUGAACAAUGGAGCCCUCACGGGCCACGGGGCUGGAUCACGGUCCCGAAGUAAUCCGUGGCCCGAGGACCAGUCAGCUCGCCAACGGCACCAAGUUAGAAGUGGACCGAAUGCGUACAUAAGAAACUUCUUUAAUACAUGCUGGAGAAUGAAGGGUCUUUGCAAGGGAAAAUGUUCAAGCAGUGAAAUAUAUCACAUUUUGUGUGACACGUCACUUCUGUGCUGCGUGCAUAAAAAGUAUGUGCCUUUACAGCUUGGGAAAUAG